Messenger RNA from Cheilinus undulatus (humphead wrasse), 2074 nucleotides. RefSeq names its product alanine aminotransferase 2-like. Gene Ontology annotation, molecular function: L-alanine:2-oxoglutarate transaminase activity; pyridoxal phosphate binding. Bases 151 to 1626 code for a protein of 491 amino acids. The transcript is spliced from 12 exons. NCBI's taxonomy places the organism in Eukaryota, Metazoa, Chordata, Actinopteri, Labriformes, Labridae. The record is from RefSeq and is a predicted model, not a curated record. Gene Ontology annotation, biological process: biosynthetic process.
GCGAGAGGCUCAACUGUCAGUCAGAGCUGGAGGAGCGGGAGGGAAAGUAAACACGCUCGAGCCGGGCUAACUUCAGCAGCAAAACAACUGAUAUCAGCACGGUGUGCGGCAACAGCGGACAACAGCGUGCGCGCGACAUAACACGAAAAAAUGUCCCAGCAGGCAGUGAAUGGUGUCCCGCAGCGGGGCAAAGUGCUAACUCUGGACAGCAUGAACCCCAAUGUGAAGAAGGUCGAGUACGCGGUGCGAGGUCCCAUAGUGCAGCGGGCGGUGCAGAUAGAGAGGGAGCUGAAAGAGGGUGUCAAGAAACCUUUCACAGAAGUCAUCAAGGCUAACAUUGGCGACGCCCAUGCUAUGGGACAGAAACCAAUUACAUUUCUAAGACAGGUCUUGGCUUUGUGUUCUUACCCAGAUCUCCUGGAAGACAACAAGUUUCCAGAGGAUGCCAAGCAAAGAGCACGGCGAAUUCUUAAUGCAUGCGGAGGCCACAGCAUAGGGGCCUACAGUGCAAGCCAGGGCAUCGAGUGCAUCCGUCAGGAUGUGGCACGCUACAUUGAGAAGAGAGAUGGUGGGAUUCCCUCCAAUCCUGACAACAUCUACCUCUCUACUGGGGCCAGUGAUGCCAUUGUGACCAUGCUGAAGUUGCUGGUGCGCGGCGAGGGUCGUGACCGUACAGGAGUGAUGAUAUCCAUCCCACAGUAUCCUCUGUACUCUGCAGCUGUGGCAGACCUUGGCGCCGUGCAGGUCAGCUACUACCUGGAUGAGGACAAGUGCUGGAGUCUGGAUGUGGCUGAGCUCAGGAGAGCUCUCAAUGAAGCCAGGCAGCACUGCAAUCCCCGAGUCCUCUGUAUUAUCAACCCUGGAAACCCUACUGGUCAGGUCCAGAGCAGACAGUGCAUUGAAGAUGUGAUCCGAUUUGCCAAAGAAGAGCAUCUCUUCCUUAUGGCAGACGAGGUCUACCAGGAUAAUGUGUACGCAGAGGGCUGCAAGUUUCACUCUUUUAAGAAGGUGUUAUUUGAGAUGGGACCGGAGUAUUCCAGCACAGUGGAGAUGGCUUCCUUUCACUCCACCUCCAAGUGCUACAUGGGAGAGUGUGGAUUCCGCGGCGGAUACAUGGAGGUGAUUAAUAUGGACCCGGAAGUGAAGGCCCAGCUCACCAAACUGGUGUCAGUGCGUCUGUGCCCCCCGGUCCCUGGUCAGGCUCUCCUGGACCUGGUGGUCAACCCUCCUCUGCCUGACGAGCCCUCCUACACCACAUUUAUGAAGGAGCGGACAGCAGUGUUAGCAGCUUUAGCAGAGAAGGCCCAGCUUACAGAGCAGAUCUUCAACACGGUACCCGGCAUCACCUGCAACCCUGUGCAAGGGGCCAUGUACACCUUCCCCCGCAUCACUCUACCUCAAAAGGCCAUCGACAAGGCAAAGGAGGAUGGUGUCAUCCCAGACAUGUUUUACUGUAUGAGGCUGCUGGAGGAGGAGGGAAUCUGCCUGGUGCCAGGAAGCGGCUUUGGCCAGCGAGAGGGAACCUUUCACUUUAGGAUGACCAUCCUGCCUCCCACAGAGAAGCUGAAGGUUGUCCUGCAGAAAAUCAGUGAUUUCCACCAGCGGUUUACUAAAGAGUUUUCGUAACAAUCUCUCGACUACAGCUCAAGAACCGUCUCAUUCAGUGCCAGCAUCUCCCAGUGCCUUAAAGUGAGGGAGGUGACAUCUAAAUAUCAUCUUCUCCACUAUAAAAAUAUCUCUUUUUAAAACUCACACGACAUUUUCCCGUUUAACAACAGGCAUGUCAGAUUUCUCACUUGUGUACAUAUGGCAUGUAAAGAUGAUGGACUUUGGUAUGUGAUGCACUUUCCCAAACUCUUGAAAGGCCAUGUUUUAAUAUUCAUAGAGAUUAUAUAGCGCUCAUUGUAUGUAGUAAUAGGAUUAUAGAUGCUGCUACAGGAACAUCGACUCUCCUGCCAGGACUUAGAGCCAGACUAGUGAUGACUACUUGAUAAACUUGACAUGCUGUAAAAGGAAAUUGUAUUACUAAUGUUUAAAUUGUUCUGAAAUGUGAUUAAACUCUUGAAUUUCUAAA